This is a messenger RNA of Nycticebus coucang (slow loris), 3448 nucleotides long. It is a transcript of the gene AIFM2, whose product is annotated as apoptosis inducing factor mitochondria associated 2. The transcript is spliced from 9 exons. The record is from RefSeq and is a predicted model, not a curated record. The coding region runs from base 196 to 1317 and encodes 373 amino acids. Gene Ontology annotation, molecular function: electron-transferring-flavoprotein dehydrogenase activity; flavin adenine dinucleotide binding. Gene Ontology annotation, cellular component: mitochondrion; cytoplasm. Lineage: Eukaryota; Metazoa; Chordata; Mammalia; Primates; Lorisidae. Gene Ontology annotation, biological process: positive regulation of apoptotic process; apoptotic mitochondrial changes.
GUUAGCUCCGAGGGCUGCAGUUCUCCGGGGACCUCCGAGGGCGUUGCCGCGGGGCAGGGGCGGGCUCGGGCGCUCAGUCACGCCCCGCCCAGGAGCGGCUGGGGCCCGGCGGCCGGGAAGACGCGGGCCGUGCGGGAGCUGGAGCGUCUGUGCGGGGCAACAGCGGCGGCGGCUGGCAGCAGUACCUGGUCUGAGAUGGGGUCCCAGGUCUCAGCGGACUCGGGAGCUCUGCAUGUGGUGAUUGUGGGCGGUGGCUUUGGCGGGAUUGCAGCCGCCAGCCAGCUGCAGGCACUGAACAUCCCCUUCAUGCUGGUGGACAUGAAAGACUCCUUCCAUCACAAUGUGGCAGCCCUCCGGGCCUCCGUGGAGAGUGGGUUUGCCAAGAAGACAUUCAUUUCCUACUCCGUGACCUUCAAGGAAAACUUCCGGCAGGGCCUGGUGGUCGGGAUAGACAUGAAGAAUCAGACGGUGCUUUUGCAGGGUGGGGAGGCCCUGCCCUUCUCACAUCUGAUCCUGGCCACAGGCAGCACCGGGCCCUUCCCGGGCAAGUUUAAUGAGGUUUCCAGCCAGGAGGCUGCCAUCCAGGCCUACGAGAACCUGGUGAAGCAGGUCCAGCGCUCAAGGUUCAUCGUGGUGGUGGGAGGAGGCUCCGCAGGAGUGGAGAUGGCAGCAGAGAUUAAAACAGAAUAUCCUGAGAAAGAGGUCACUCUUAUUCACUCCCACCUACCCCUGGCUGACCAGGAGCUCCUGCCAUGUGUCCGGCAGGAAGUGAAAGAAAUCCUCCUCCGGAAGGGCGUGCAGCUGCUGCUGAGUGAGCGAGUGAGCAACCUGGAGGAGCUGCCCCUCAACGAUUAUCGAGAAUACAUCAAAGUGCAGACAGAUAAAGGCACAGAGGUGGCCACCAACCUGGUGAUUCUCUGCACUGGUAUCAAGAUCAACAGCUCUGCCUACUGCAGCGCAUUUGAGAGCAGACUGGGCAGCAACGGCGCCCUGCGAGUGAACGAGCACCUCCAGGUGGAGGGGCACAGCAACGUCUAUGCCAUCGGCGACUGUGCUGACCUGAGGGAGCCCAAGAUGGCCUAUCACGCUGGCCUCCAUGCCAACAUUGCUGUGACCAACAUUGUCAACUCCAUGAAACAGCGGCCCCUCAAGGCCUAUAAGCCAGGUGGGCUGACGUUCCUCCUAUCCAUGGGGAGAAAUGAUGGUGUGGGCCAGAUCAGUGGCUUCUAUGUGGGUCGGCUCAUGGUCCGGCUGGCCAAGAGUCGGGACCUGUUCGUGUCCACAAGCUGGAAAACCAUGAAGCAGUCUCCACCCUGACGAGAAGGCUGCCACAGCAGGUGAACAGACUGCUUGGCAACAUACACCGUCUGCGAGCACUGAAGGGCAGGAGCGGUUUUCUGGAUUAGUAUGCCAAUGAUGUGCUGACUAGAAACACAACUUGUAUAAACCCCAAAGUGGUGGGGGUAGGGGAUGUGAGAGAGGCAUUAAAAAGAGACUCCCCCGGAGAAUUCUUUCUGGGUUUCACGGUUUGCUUGCAGCUUUACUGACCAAAUGGCUGACAUGUGCCUAGUGAAUGGUCUCAGGGAGGGCACAGCCAGCCUUUGUGUCCUGGCUCCUCUUGGAUGUGUGUGCGUGCACGCCUGUGUGUGUGCGUGCGUGCCUGCGUGUGUGUGUGUUUGGGGGGGAGGGCACAGGGUGUGGCAUUCAGAGCUCUCAGAGAGCUGGGCUCCUGGUGGCUGGCAUCUGUGAGGGCAGAGGAAGGGAGCUGGGGUGGAGAGAUGGCUGCACCGGACCCUCUCCAGCACGUUGAGGGGGAGCCUGUGUAUCUGGCAGGAAGUUAACAAAAGCCUUAUUUUAAACUCGCUUAAUUCGUGGUUAGCUGUCAUGCUCCCUCAUGCUUCAUGAACCUCUCUGCAUUUCCCCUUUUAGAUCCUAACUAAAUGCCAUUUAAAUGCUUCAUUUAAGAAGAGAGAGUUGGACAAAAUUUCCCUCUUUGGUGCCCCAUGAUCACAUUAAUGUAUACAGCUAUGAUGUAAUAAAAAAAAAUUUUUCCCUCUUUGGUUAACCUACUCUAGCAAAGAGUGAGUUUUUACAAAGCUAGCAGGGUUCAGACUGCAGCCUGGACUACCAGCCACCAGAGGAGUUUAAGGAGAGGCUGCAGGGAAUACAGUCCCCCACGGGGUGCCAUCUGGUUACCCGUCAGGGUACAGAGGCAGUUCAGCAGGUGACCCCCCAGCCUCAUCCUAGUGUUAUUUCCAGGUUACUGUCUUGGGCAAAUUUGUAAGGAACAAAACUCCAGCUAGUGCUAGGGGCAGGGAAAGGGCCGUGAGGGAUUUUGUGAUUUGUGCCUCUGCUUCCCUGGCCAACCCCACGGUUAUUUGGAGGCCCAGCCAUGAGGCAAUAAUCUCUGUAUAUAAAUGACUCCUCUGUUCAGGAGAGAUCUUCUAACAGGGAGGAGCCUGUUUUGGACCAGCUAAGACAAACUACACCGCAGAAGUGGUUGUUGAGGUCAGCUGAACAAAUUCAAGCCCUGACGUCCCCACUCUGCCCCUCUCUGAUCACUCCUUACCAACCUCAAUGGGGUUCUCAACCCAUCCUGUAUUGGAGUUGUGGCCCUGGCCCAAGUGAGACCUAUAACUCUCUCCCAGAGGAUGGCCCUGAGGACCAGGGCCAGCAGACUCACCCUCCCUGGAAGCAGGACCUGCUGAGAGAAACACAGGUCUGAUGUCUGACCUAGGGCCUCCUGUGGUGGCCCUCCCAGCCUGUCAGUGACAGGUCUUGUUCCGUUAACUUAGAACAUUCUAGAUGUAUCCACCCAUGGAGACAGAGUUUUCCAAACUGAGGAAAAUGUUGUAAUAAAAGAACAUAUUAUAAGAAAGAUGCUGGAUCUUUUAUUUUUUCUUUUCAUUUUCUUUUUCUUUAAAAAACAAAAUGGAACAAAAAAAUGCCUGAAGCAAAAAACAUUUUAGAAGUAGUUACAGAUAUUACAGGGCUGGGGUGUGGGCACUAAAACAAAAGAGAAAAGCACCAGUGAGAUGUCUUCCCCAUUUUUUUCUCUCCAUCACGGAGUACAGACAACCAACAAAGCCCGAGUCACUUUUAUGCUGUCUUCCCUUGUAAAAAGGAGGAACAGAAGACUUAAGAAUUUUGAAAGGAUUUUUUGUGUGAGUGCCUGUAAAAGUCAAUGCUAUAAAUCUAAAACGAGGUCUGUUUUUUUUUUUUUAAAGUUCUAAAACAACGGGAAGAAACACAAGGAAAGAAACCCCUCGCGGAGACCUGCUUAAUUAGGGACUGAGGCUCUUGAAGAAUAUAAAAUGCAGAGGGUUCCUCUCGUGAGCAGGACCUGCCCCCACCACCUCUGCUGCCCACUGCCCCCUCCGCCCCCCUCCACUGCCGUCACCCUUCUUCUCUUCUUUUAAAAAAUAAAAUCCCACUCUUGUAACUCUGA